Messenger RNA from Vicia faba (fava bean), 651 nucleotides. Lineage: Eukaryota; Viridiplantae; Streptophyta; Magnoliopsida; Fabales; Fabaceae. The record is from the annotation of a GenBank genome assembly.
AUGGUUAAGUCGUCAGAGAAUAUCAACAAGAUCAAACAAGAAGCGUUAACAAAAACAAAACAAAAUGUUUCAGAUAUUAGCAAGAAGAACAAGUAUAAAGGUGUAAGAAUGAGAAGUUGGGGUUCAUGGGUAUCAGAGAUUAGAGCACCGAAUCAAAAAACAAGAAUAUGGUUAGGUUCUUAUUCAACUCCUGAAGCUGCUGCUAGAGCUUAUGAUGCUGCACUUUUAUGCCUUAAAGGUUCAUCCUCAGCUUCAAAUCUCAAUUUCCCUUUAACAACUUCACAUUGCAUUGUUCCUCAAGAUAUGUCUCCAAAAUCAAUCCAAAGAGUUGCUGCAGCUGCGGCAAAUAAUCUCAAUCUCAAUCUCAAUCUAAAUGUCAACAACACUGACACUCCCUCUUCAUCAUCAUCAAUGGCUGCUUCUUCUUCUUCUUUUUCUUCUUUUUCUGAUGAGGUUUCAAUUAUUUCGUCUCUUGAUCAAGCUAAUGGUGAAAUGAUGGAAACUAAUUGGUAUGGAUUAGAAGGUUUACAGUCUCCUAAAUAUGUUGAUCACGUGUUGUUAAGUGCUUCUUUCUUUGAUCUUGAAUAUUCAUCCUAUUUGCUUGAUGAUGUGUAUGAAGAAAGUGACAUUCGUUUGUGGAACUUCACCUGA